This is a messenger RNA of Cydia splendana, 1069 nucleotides long. RefSeq lists its product as uncharacterized. Lineage: Eukaryota; Metazoa; Arthropoda; Insecta; Lepidoptera; Tortricidae. The transcript has 2 exons. The coding region runs from base 158 to 1051 and encodes 297 amino acids. The record is from RefSeq and is a predicted model, not a curated record.
AACACUUGCAUUGCUAUGUCAAUGUGGUCUUAGCAUUCAGUCAGUGUUCGAACGUCGGUGGUGAAAGUACUGUGACAUUUGUGUUGUGAUACCAAUGGCCUGUAUUCUGUGAGGUGUCUUGGGAUCUUAUAUUAGCAGAUCUAAUUUGGGAAUUGAAAUGUCCCCAAACAAAGAAAACAUCAUGCAACCAGCAACGCUACAAGAAGCCAUCAACAUCAUUAAAUUCUUAACAACAUCACACAAGCAAGAAAUAGUAAAACUAAAGGAGUCUCUGCAAAAGCAGGCAGCUCUGAUAAAGAAACUAGAAGCAAAUAGAAAAAAGGAACUUGAAUUUUUGUCGAGUGAACUUCAAAACUAUGAGGCGAACUUGGCGAUAAGCAAAGAAACAGUUAUAAAACAAAUAGCAGAGAAAGAUGAUAUCAUACAGAAGCAGACGGAAGUCAUCGAGGAGCUUAAUAGAAAGUUAAAACUCCACGAGGAACUAAGUUUACCAGAAAUCAACAUCGUGGCACCUGUCGAUUCCAAUUCUGACUCGGGAGUAGCAAUGGAUGAAAGCAAUCUGAAGUCUGACACGAACAAGAUCGAAGCUAAAACAACUAGAAAAUAUAGCAGAAGAUUUGCAGAAUCCAUUAGUUUCUUAAGAAGAGUAGAUUUUUCACCUAUGAAAUAUAAACCAUGUAAUCGUGAGUGCACUAAAAAGAAAGAUGAAAAGAAGUCAACCAGUCUAGAUAUCCCGUACACAGAUAAAGGGUUGACUAGACAACUUAGUAGUGAAAGAGUAAUGAGCGACGAUGACUCUUACUUGUCGGCUGAUCCAGUGCUUUCAGAUAGUUUGAUAGAACCAUUAGUAAUUAGGCCAAAGAAAAUGGAUGAUAGCAUGAAUAACCAUUUCUCUGAUGACGGAAGCGAAGACACCAGUGAAGAAGUUUUCGAUAGAGUUAUGACAAGAAGCAGCGUCAGGCGAUCAGUGAAGGCGAAUCCGAAAUAUAAGAAAAUCAAUCGAACGAAAUCGAAACUUUUAGAGCAUGUAAAAGUUAACAUUAUUGAUUAAUACGUAAACUAAGUUUAG